Molecule: messenger RNA, 2338 nt
Organism: Rhodofomes roseus
Lineage: Eukaryota; Fungi; Basidiomycota; Agaricomycetes; Polyporales; Fomitopsidaceae
Exons: 10
Coding region: 175-2196 (673 amino acids)
Molecular function (GO): protein binding
Source: RefSeq, a predicted model, not a curated record
GGCUAGAUACAGUAGGCUAAGGCGCCAACUUGGUGACAGCCACUUCAUUGUUCGACUUACGGACACCCAGAACUCUGAAAGAGACUGACGCCACUGCAAAAUACCGCAUCGCGUUCUCGCCACCAGAGGUCCACCGACAGCAAGUUCUCGAUUCAUGCAAUUUCGGCCUGCGAUAUGCCAUCCGAAACACGUAGAGCCAAGCAGGAGUCGCCGCGGCAUAGCGGGAGCGCUUCAGACAGCGGCGACGCCUUUGUAGGAACAUCCAAGUGUGGCCGACUGAGAAAACGCCGUCGAGGUCGAGUAUCGAAAGCCUCCAACCGCAAUGCUGAGGGCCGACCGCCUUGGACCAGCGUCUUGCUGUCCCUCCCGGUCGAUAUCAUACUUGAGAUGAUACAAUUCCUCAAGCCACUAGACCUAGCAAAUUUGGCACAGACCAACAGGGCAUUCCGCGCGACUCUAACGUCACCUCCGGCUUCCAAGAUCUGGGCCACGGCGAGGAAGUACACGGCAAAUGUCCCUGAGUGUCCACAGGGCGUAUCAGAGAUCACCUGGGCGAGGUUUAUCCAUGAACCUCCUAAAUGCGAUAAGUGCCGUGUGCUCGAUAUACGCAACUUAGAUUUUGCCCUCAUGCGACGGCUGUGCGAUCGAUGCAAGCUGAAAACGCUCGUACACGACCGCUUCUUGCGGGAUGCGCUGCCGAACGUCAACCGCGCCGUUCUGGAGCUCAUCUCUCACACUACGACCAACGUGCACCCAGGGGAUAGGUUCUACAGGAAGACUGAUGUCGUUGCGAUGGCGAAAGUAUACGACAAGUUCCAGAGGGAUAUCGACAUGAGCUCGACAAACGCCGUGGCAAAGAAGGCCAUGCAGCAAUUUGAAUGCCAGCGCACGAAAGCCGUGCAAACUAUUCUUGAGCAUGCCAAGAAGUGUACUGAGUGGCUGCGCGAGUUCGAGGUCUACCUUCAUAACGAAGCGCAGGAACGCAUCGCCCAGUACUACGAACAGAUCGCGAGGCGUUUCCGGGAGAUGGGACACGAGGAUCAGGAUAUCAAGAACAUUCGGUCCAUGCCCGAAGCUAUGCGCGAUCGCCCUGUGACUGAACAAGUUUGGAAGAAACUCAAACCCGCGCUCCAAAUGCGCAUCGAGAUGUCCCGGUGCAAACGACUGGACCAGGACGAGAACGACGUCAUUGACUCACGCAAGGCCCUCGUUUACACUGUUUACCUCGCCUACAAGCAGACAUUGCGGCCUAUUGAACGCUCCCGCCUUUCGCCACCCAAGCUCAUCUAUGCUAUUCCCGCGUUCCGCGAGCUCAUCUAUACGAAGCUGGAUGUCGAGCUUACACAGGCUGCUUGUGACGAGGCUGCAAAACGGCUACCUGAGUAUCUCUCGAUGUUCACUGACAAGCUCAGGAACAGCUUGGUACAAUCCAUGGCCGACAAUGGGGUGUUCGAAGUUAGGAACCGGCGUACGAAGAGGCCACCGAAAGGCGCACAUGACCGUCUCGCGCUGGCCACCUCCGUGUUCAGAGUAGCUUCGCACAGGAGCAGCCUAUUCUCCUACAACGGCAUCACUACUUAUUUAGAUUCAAUCUGGACCGCUGGUAAGGACUCGGGGUUCUGGAUCGCGAUGUACGAGACACUACAGCCCAAGUUCGAGUUCGACAAGCAAGCUUCUGCAGCGGUGGAAGCCUUGAUGCUGCAGCUUGGCCUUGACCCUGCGACCACGCGGCCAGAGGAUCUGGACCGUCUGCAUAAACGCUUCUUCUGCGAGUUCUGUGGAGGCAGACCCCGGUAUAGAUUCCCAGGGGAUGUAGCAUAUCCUUGGCAAGCUGCAAUCAGUCACUGCAUCGCUUGUCCCGGGUCGUUCAGCAGCAGCACCCCGUAUCUAAAGUCGCUGAAUGAAGACGAGUGCAAGAGUGUACGCAAGCUAGAGGAGGCUAAGAGUUACAUGCCCCCCCACACAUGGGAAUGCAACCACUGUCCUGGUAUCACAUAUCACCUGCGGGUGCUCCCCGAUGUCCUGGAGCACAUACGAACCGCUCAUGGCAUCUCCGAACCCGAGGAAGACGUUGACUACUUCCAUGCAUACCGGGACACCCAUUAUAACCCCAUUCCUCAAUCUUUCUCUGAAAGCCUCGAGCUUGCGGAAGCACAGGCUGCGAACGUCGCUCGCUCCACUGCGGAUCGACGUUAAACCCUCCAUUGUCGCUGUGAGGCCACGUAGCGGAGUACCGAAUGCGUCGAACGCUCUGUCGAUAAGCGGCACUACCUUAGCACACCUUGUAGUGUAGAUCAUCAUAAGACGACUGUAUUGAGUACCCAGUAUUGAUGUUCUG